Molecule: messenger RNA, 384 nt
Organism: Menidia menidia (Atlantic silverside)
Lineage: Eukaryota; Metazoa; Chordata; Actinopteri; Atheriniformes; Atherinopsidae
Source: the annotation of a GenBank genome assembly
AUGGCUGCUGCAGGAGAUAAGAAGCCUCUGAAGCGCAGAAACAGCUAUGAACUCCUACCACCUAACAUGUCUGAGCUGAGGGUUGUUCUGCUGGGAGGCAGCUGCACUGAGAGGAGAGACGUGGGGGACUUCAUACUGGGAGUGGAGAGUUUUAAGUCAGAAGCUCAGUUCUGUUUGAGAGUCAGUGGACCUUUGGAAUCAAAGAAAAAGAUAGCUGUCAUCAACACUCCAGAUCUGCAGGUUUCCAGUAAUGACAAAAUGACAGAGUUCAUUAAAGACUGUGAGAGAGCCUCUCAUCCUGGACCUCAUCUGAAACUUCUCAUAAAAUCAGCAACCAGCCCACCAAAUUCCUCUAACCUCUCCUUCUCUGAUGCCCUGUUAUGA